This is a messenger RNA of Rhineura floridana, 3481 nucleotides long. It is a transcript of the gene PODXL2, whose product is annotated as podocalyxin like 2. The record is from RefSeq and is a predicted model, not a curated record. The coding region runs from base 663 to 2615 and encodes 650 amino acids. NCBI's taxonomy places the organism in Eukaryota, Metazoa, Chordata, Lepidosauria, Squamata, Rhineuridae. The transcript has 8 exons.
AUUCAGCAUCUGUGGGAGAUCCUCGGCAGCCACCACGGACACCGGAGCGGGGGGCGGGGUGUGGAGAGGCGAAGGCAACCAGCAGCUGCAGAAGACAAAUCAAAGCCGUUGCAGCUGGAAAUUAAAAGCUACCCCCUUCUUUAUUCAUUGAUUACACAUCCCUAUUCCCACUUCUUGUCCUAAAAAGCAAAGGAAAGAGAGAGAGAGAUGCAUGCAUGCGGCGGGCUUUGCAGGGGAGUUGAUAUAACUCUGGGUAGCGGCCAAAGCAUCUGAGCAGCAUCUCCUCGCUCGUUUGGAUGCUGCUUCGGUUUGUUGGCUUUGGACGCGAGCCGUUCGUGUAUCGAUCGAACAAUACAGGAGCCUUCGCUCUCUUUUCCGCCUGCGACCCCCCGCCCCCGCCGCCGCGGGUCCUCUUCUGGAUGCGAGACUGGAGGGAGGGAGGUCUCACAGCGGGGUGUUGCGGGGAAAGUUGCGACUCGCUUGCGGGGAGGGCGGGGGCGAUGCCUUCUGAGCCAGAGCUGCAGCAGGGGAGAGAAGUCUUUUCUGUGGCCAGGAGGGGCAGAGCCCCGUGGGCAGCGGCAGCAUCAGCAGCUGCACAAACCAGGUCUGCCUAAAGAAAGAAAGAAGGGAAGUGCAGGAGGAGGAGGAGGAGUGCAAGCAUCAUGCAGCCCUUGCCGCGGUGGGGACUGAGGCUGUUUCUGGCCUGGGGUUCUUUGUGUAUCUGCUGUGCUCUUUCAGAAGACCCUGGCACUGAAGGUCUGACUUCAACCUCCUUGGGGGACUUCACAGCAAUGUCCAGCUUAGAAUCUCUGGAUACCAGUGAACAGCCAAACUUGGAGAUGUCCGAGCCUAACCUCGUCCCCAAUGCCCUGCUAGCUUCACCUGGUUCAGGCUUUUCCAGUGAGGAGAAUGAAGAUUCUAAGGUCCUUCCAUCCCAGUAUUUUUGGGACGAUGGUGGAGACAUGGUGGAUUCCAGCUUGUAUGUGGGACAAGCAUCAGAUUACAGCUUUCCUCUUGCCUCCCAGAAGGCCCUGCCGAAACAAAAGGGGACACAAGCUCAAAAUCCUUGGGAAACACCCACUCUCCAUCAGCCAUUUGAUUCUCUUGAACCUGACUCUAAAGCACCUUCCACCAAUGUUCUUGAGGAAGAGGAAGGAUUACUUCCUAUAAACCAGUCAAAGGGAGCUCCUCAAAGCAGCCGAACACUGGAUGCUUUUCCAGAAGCACCCAGCCAGGACUCAUUGUAUUCCAUCCUUUUCUCCACAACAACCAGCAGAAUGGGUCAAGUGACAGAGAUGGCUGCAGACAGGCAAGAGGAAGAAUCUGUUCCUGAGCAUGUUUCCUCAGGCUUUGAUCUAGGGAGCAGCAUGGGACCCAGCCUCUUGCCUUUGUUCUCCAUUUUGUCAGCCACUACUAAAGGACCCCAGCUUGUCUCGGAGGUCCCUGCCAAGAUUACUUCAGAAAGUACAGUUAGAGCAGGGCGGGAACUAGAAGAAUCUAUAGCAACAAAAGCUACAGUGGGAACUAAUGUAAGAGAAAUGGAAACUACAACAACAGGAGAGAGGCAAAAGCCCUCAGCAGGAGCUGAAACAAGACAAAGAGAUUCCAUAGAAGGGACAGUGGUCAUGGUGGUCACAGAAAUGGCUACAAUGGAGCAGGCAGGGGAAGAUCUUCUAAUAACAGGAUCUCAUGGGGAUGGCACUCUUGUUACUGAGACUUUUCCCAGGACUUCUCGCAGACCACCAAACCCCAGCUCUUCAAUGGGUUUCUGGGACUGGACUGAUAACCCAGCUCCUACCCAUACUCCCAUUCACAAUAGCACAAAGCUGCCAAUCGCAGCAACUACUACUAUGGAACAGAGCUUUGUACCACACACCGGAGAUAUCCGCACAGCUGUGCUGUCCACAGGAGUGCCCUGGAGUUUGACACAGGUGACCUGUAAGGACUGGAGCAACCUAGCAGGCAAAAACUACAUAAUCUUGAACAUGUCUGACAACAUUGACUGUGAGGACUUCCGAGUGGAAAGAGGCCUCCAAUUGCUAGCAUUGAUGGAUGAUGCUUUCUCCAGGUAUGAGAAUGGAUUACAGGGCCAGUGGUUGAUCUCCCUAAGCAAACCCAAUGAGAACGACAAACAUCUGCUAAUGACCUUGGCUGGAGAACAUGGCGUUGUUCCAACGAAUGAUGUUCUCCUGGCACUAGGCGACAUGCGGAGGAGCUUAGCUGAGAUUGGAAUCCAGAACUAUACAACUACAUCAAGUUGCCAGUCACGUCCCAGCCAAACCCACAGUGACUACGGGAAGCUCUUUGUGGUGCUGGUCAUUAUUGGCUCAAUUUGUGUCAUCAUCAUUAUAACAGGACUGAUUUAUAACUGCUGGCAGAGGCGCCUUCCCAAGAUGAAGAACACGUCACAUGGUGAGGAGCUACAUUUUGUUGAGAAUGGCUGUCAUGACAAUCCCACCCUGGAUGUAGCCAGCGAUAGUCAAUCAGAAAUGCAAGAAAAGAAGCCAAGUGUGAAUGGCAGGGGAGCUGUUAAUGGACCUGAGAGCUGGGACGUCCUCAUUAACAAACGGGCAGGCGAAGAGGGAGAUGUGUUUGAGGAAGAUACACACCUUUAAAUGUGGAGGCCAUGUAUCUGACUAUACUCUUGCUUGACUUAAGGGCCAUUUGGUGAGGGUGGUUCCUCAGGAACGUCUUUUUCAGGUUUGGAAUGGAUCUGCUCAUCAUGGUCCUGAGGCACCAUCACAGUCCUGAAGCCACCCUGAACAAAGUGGUUGGGGGGGUGGGGGUGUUUGUGUGUUGCUGUCAGUAGCGCCAAUGCUUUAAUCACUUUUAAAUGCACUUGUUCUAGUUCUUUGGUAGAAGAUGGUCAGGUUUGGAAAAUGAAUUGUAUCAAGGCUUACCAUUGCCCUAAAGUGGUGUUUGUUGAAAGAUUCAUCACAGAGUUUCGCAGAGGAAGAUGCGGGUUCACAAUCUAUCUCAAAAGGUGCAGUAGCAAUGAGCAGUGCGGAAACACUGCAUAUUUUUUGGUUUGGGAUAAGGUAUAUUAAGACAGUCUUGCAAUUCUACACUCACUGUGUUGCCCAGCAUGAGAAAUUUUCCUUCUAGUGAAUGGCUAGAAGGAUUUUCUGCUCAAGUUGCCCUGUGGUAACAUUAAUAUAACUGGGGACUGAUGCAUCUUUUUAAAACUUCUCUGUAAGGUUAUGUUUAGGUGGAACAAAUGUAUUCUGAACACGUACCAUAUGUUCUAGUGCCCUAACUCUAUGUUCUAGCUAGAUAUUGCAUUACCCCUUACCUUACUGUGUGAACUUUUGCAGUAACGGCUCCUUUUGUGGAUCCAGAAGUCUUAGUGGCAACUGCAGAAUUUGACUUGUCUUGAACUGAUCUAGCCUGGUUGAUCUAAAUUGAUCUGAAUUCAGAAAACAAUUUUUCAAAUACAGAACUAAUUCCUACUAUCACUUCCCCAUGAUUCAUGGAAUGGCAA